GGCAAUGUUAUUGUUCUGCUCAUGUAUCUGAGAUGCCGCACGCUGCGUACUCCAGGGAAUAUCCUGGUGGCGAACCUGGCGCUUAGCGACUUCCUGAUGCUCGCCAAGACUCCGAUAUUCAUCUUCAACUCGUUUAAUUUGGGACCAGCUUUGGGGAAAACUGGCUGUGUGAUCUACGGGUUCGUGGGAGGAUUGACCGGUACAACAUCUAUCGCCACAUUAUCAGCUAUCGCACUAGACAGAUAUUGGGCAGUAGUACGACCACUGGAACCUUUGCGAGCACUGACAGCAAUACGAGCUCGUUUGCUAGCCAUCGGUGCCUGGCUUUACGCGUGUCUCUUUGCCAUAAUCCCAGCUCUAAACAUAGGCUACGGCCGCUAUGUUCCUGAGGGCUACCUAACCAGUUGCAGCUUCGAUUAUCUCACAGAAGACUUCUCGCCACGUUGUUUCAUCUUCGUAUUCUUCUGCGCAGCGUGGCUCGCCCCCUUCUGUACCAUAUCCUUCUGUUAUAUCAGCAUCUUCCGCGUCGUGGUCUGCAACAGAAACAUGACAUACAACAAUCAAGAACAAAGAGUUUCAUCAAGACAUGUGAAGGAGCGAACGAAGCGUAAAGCGGAGAUCAAAUUAGCGUUCCUUGUCAUGGCUGUUAUUGCACUUUUUUUCAUAUCAUGGACCCCGUACGCUGUCGUCGCGUUAUUGGGAAUAACGGGCAAAAAACAUUUAAUCACUCCAAUAACUUCGAUGAUUCCUGCACUAUUUUGUAAGACGGCCGCAUGUAUAAACCCUUUUAUUUACAUAAUAACGCAUCCAAAGUUUCGCAAGGAGUUUAAGAAGAUGUUGUUCAGGGAUAAAUCUCGAAGGAUGAGUGGUACGCUUAGAACGAUAGGGUACACUACUGACACUACAAAGAUACAUAGGCCGAGCAAAGAUCUGAGUGACACUGAUGUCGAAGUAGUAGAAAUGAAGGAUAUACCAUAUCAGACGGAGAAGGUCGAUGUCAAGGUAAAGACUAUAUCGUCGAAGAUAGCAGAACGUCAGGACUCGCAGACGAGUAUCAGCAUGAAGAGUUUGGAAGAGACUAUAGUUACUCCACCCUCUUGGUACACGAAACCGCAAUUCGCGAAGAAGAGAAGUUUCCACCGGCAUUCGACACGUAGCGUUGUAUCACAAAACACAGAUCCCACUGCAUAGAAGGCUAUUAUGUUAAAUUUGUUACAUUUCAACCUUUUUUCUCCGUAAACUGUUUGGAUUUGUAUGUGACUGAUGUUUGUAAUGCAUGUCACUCAGAACAAGGGUUCGUAAAUUAUGUGUGAAAUGUAAUUUCCUUGAACAAUAGUUUUUAAAGAACAGUUUAAAUAAAUAAUAGUUUAAAAAAACUAAAAAGCCACCAAAUAAUUUAAACUCUGUGUCUUUCAGUUCUGAUUAUUUUUAGCGGGUGUUUUUUUUUGUCUUUGUUAAACUAUUAUUUAUUUUUCAUUGUUUAGUUGUCAUCGGUCUCCACUCAGUCUACAAAGUUUGAAUUAAAUCUGACCGUUAGAAGUGGCUCAAAAUCGAGUCCAAAGGAGUUGGUUACAAACAAACAAACAGACAUACAGAUGAAGCGAAUAAAGGCGUCAUGAAAAUAACUAAUUUACGUAUUACGAAAGACACUAGAACGUAAAAUUUAAGAAAUAUCCUCUUCGAUAAAAAAACUUUUAAAUCUCAAUGUUCGUGCAUUAGGAUAUAUGAAUAUUUAUAUAAUAACGAUACAGGAAUAUCCCAGUGAUAUAUAAAGCUAUUAAAUAUAUACUUAUUUAUCUUUCGCAACCUUUCUCAUUCCAUUAAAUGUCAUAAUUCUGUUUUUUCUGCUGUCAUUCCCAAUAUAGAAUAAACCCACAAAUUAACAUAAACUAUUCAUAGUUGUUCCCCAUUUAACCCCAUUUACACGGUCUCUACAACCCUUACAUCUUUUUUCUAUUUUCUAUCAGAUAUAUUGGAUUAUUUUUGCCGCUAAAAGGAAGCAUGACCUUUUUUUGUCUAACUGUCAAAAUCAUUUUUUCCAUGGCAACUCUUCAGACUAUUUGUAAAGGAAGUAAUGCUAGUAUCUGAUACUAUUUCACUCUAAUACUAUUGAGACGUACGAAACACUAAAGAGUUUGUAUGAAGGUAGUUUUGAACAACAUCAGAUACCGGAAACUCUGACGAAUUUAAAGAAUCUUCAAUUACUAGUACAAGCAAAUCUUUAAACACCUUGUUUAGUUUCCAUUCCAAAAUUUCUAAGAAUAUCUCUACACCCCGCGGACUGCUAGCUAUGUGAUAGGCUUUAUUUCAGUAGAGCACAUAUUCUCAUACUCUUUGAUUGUUCGUUAGUCACCAAAGAUAUAAAAUUAUUUUAAUAUCGCCAACCACUUUGCAUGAGUUCCGGUGAAAUAGAGAAGGCCAAAAAUAUAUGGAAAACAAAAGACGACGAAUAAAGGCUAGAGAACCUUAGACUUCUACCACCGUACAGGCCACUGGUUUCUCGGAACUUGUGGAAAGGAGGUUCCUCUUAAUAUUACUUGUAGAUAUGUUUGUAGAUAUUUAGCGUAAAUAGAAUGUAAGUUAUAGAAAGAUAUUUUAAAUAUGUAUAUGAAUGUUAUUAAUAAAAAUCUUCUGUCGGUUC
Molecule: messenger RNA, 2641 nt
Organism: Trichoplusia ni (cabbage looper)
Lineage: Eukaryota; Metazoa; Arthropoda; Insecta; Lepidoptera; Noctuidae
Product: opsin, ultraviolet-sensitive-like
Exons: 3
Coding region: 22-1191 (389 amino acids)
Biological process (GO): G protein-coupled receptor signaling pathway
Cellular component (GO): membrane
Molecular function (GO): G protein-coupled receptor activity
Source: RefSeq, a predicted model, not a curated record